Messenger RNA from Oncorhynchus mykiss (rainbow trout), 1810 nucleotides. NCBI's taxonomy places the organism in Eukaryota, Metazoa, Chordata, Actinopteri, Salmoniformes, Salmonidae. The record is from RefSeq and is a predicted model, not a curated record.
UCCCCAAGUCUCCCUGUUUCUCCAGAACCCAUACCUGAUCGUGGUGGUCUUUCUGAUAACCAGCGGUCUGUUCAUGUUCACCUUCAAGUCGACACAGUUUAACAUGAAGGGCUUCAUCAUGGUACUGCUGGCAUCGUUCAUCGGCGGGAUCCGGUGGACCCUCACGCAGGUCCUGAUACAGAAAGCAGAACUGGGUAAAGUUCCCUCGUUGAGACUGCUGCCCACCGAAAACAGCCCAGACCUGGAACUACCUUCUUCAGAAGGAAGACGAGGGGGAGGAGACUGCUGCCCAUCGAAAACAGCCCAGACCUGGAACUACCGUUAUUACGUCAGAAGGAAGACGAGGGGGAGGAGACUGCUGCCCAUCGAAAACAGCCCAGACCUGGAACUACCAUUAUUACGUCAGAAGGAAGACGAGGGGGAGGAGACUGCUGCCCAUCGAAAACAGCCCAGACCUGGAACUACCUUCUUCAGAAGGAAGACGAGGGGGAGGAGACUGCUGCCCACCGAAAACAGCCCAGACCUGGAACUACCGUUAUUACGUCAGAAGGAAGACGAGGGGGAGGAGACUGCUGCCCACCGAAAACAGCCCAGACCUGGAACUACCUUCUUCAGAAGGAAGACGAGGGGGAGGAGACUGCUGCCCAUCGAAAACAGCCCAGACCUGGAACUACCAUUAUUACGUCAGAAGGAAGACGAGGGGGAGGAGACUGCUGCCCAUCGAAAACAGCCCAGACCUGGAACUACCUUCUUCAGAAGGAAGACGAGGGGGAGGAGACUGCUGCCCACCGAAAACAGCCCAGACCUGGAACUACCUUCUUCAGAAGGAAGACGAGGGGGAGGAGACUGCUGCCCAUCGAAAACAGCCCAGACCUGGAACUACCAUUAUUACGUCAGAAGGAAGACGAGGGGAGGAGACUGCUGCCCAUCGAAAACAGCCCAGACCUGGAACUACCAUUAUUACGUCAGAAGGAAGACGAGGGGGAGGAGACUGCUGCCCAUCGAAAACAGCCCAGACCUGGAACUACCAUUAUUACGUCAGAAGGAAGACGAGGGGGAGGAGACUGCUGCCCAUCGAAAACAGCCCAGACCUGGAACCACCGUUAUUACGUCAGAAGGAAGACGAGGGGGAGGAGACUGCUGCCCACCGAAAACAGCCCAGACCUGGAACUACCAUUAUUACGUCAGAAGGAAGACGAGGGGGAGGAGACUGCUGCCCAUCGAAAACAGCCCAGACCUGGAACUACCGUUAUUACGUCAGAAGGAAGACGAGGGGGAGGAGACUGCUGCCCACCGAAAACAGCCCAGACCUGGAACUACCGUUAUUACGUCAGAAGGAAGACGAGGGGGAGCAGACAGCUUCUGAGGACAAUGACGAAGAGCAGGAGAUUCUACUCUGUCUCAAACAAAAUGGUGGACUGACUGUCAUGUUCCAGGGAGGCCAGAGGAACAGAAGGGAAGGAUUCUUACGCUCUUCUACAGCCAACAUUCUCUUCAGGUUUUGUUCAAAACCUAUCGUAGAGUUUAACCAGCGGUAAAACGGACAAACACCCUAAACUGUAUCAAAUGCAUAUACCGUUGCUGUCAGUGACGUGAAACAGGAGUUUUAACCUUAUAGUACGUGAAGUGACCAAACUUCAGGUAACCUUAAUAAUGAUGGAAAUGUUUACUAGGAAUUAAGGAUUACUGAUGUUCAAUAAAAAAAAAAUUUAAAUGCACAUUUUUGAUUUAUUUAAAUUACUGAGUUAAAACAAAUUGGUUGUAAUUUGCACUGUAGGAAAGGGUGUGACUUGAGAUUGAAUAAACUGUG